AUGGCGGUGACCAAGCAAAACAUGCGUGUCUUUUCACCCACACCUGUCACAGAGCACGGCCCCACACAGCCUUCCUACCAUCCACAACCUUCCUACAAUCCUGCUCCUGCUUAUCACACACAGCCUUCCUAUGAGCAUGAAUACGAGCCUGCUGUGCCAGAAUGUGCUGCCAACACAACCAAACCAGGUGUCUCCACGACGACCGUUAUCCUACCUACGAGAUCAAAUACGCCAGCCGAGUAUCUCUACGAUAAGCUUCUCUCCCUGUAUGCUGAUGUAGCUGACCUCAACACUGGGCUGUCUAACACUGAGGGAAAAUGGCGUGUCAUUGUAAACAAUAUCGAUGUCCAUUAUCAGACUGUCACUCAGACUACACGUAUCGAAGAGUGUCUCACUUUCGCCGAUUUAUGUCCUCUUGUUCCUGACUGCUAUGAGUCCAAGUGUCUGCAGAAAUCCAUCUACCACCGCUUCCUUGUCUACGACCCAUAUGAUCAGUACUUCCCCUUCGCCAUCGAGACAUUCAAGUUUCCCGCCAGCUACUACACGUAUCGAAGAGUGUCUUACUUCCGCCACCGCUUCCUUGUCUACGACCCAUAUGAUCAGUACUUCCUCUUCGCCGGCGAGACAUUCAAGCUUUUUGCCAGCUGUGCUUGUCUCUUGGGUGCCUACACCAUCGAUCAUUAG
Molecule: messenger RNA, 684 nt
Organism: Penaeus monodon (black tiger shrimp)
Lineage: Eukaryota; Metazoa; Arthropoda; Malacostraca; Decapoda; Penaeidae
Exons: 4
Coding region: 1-684 (227 amino acids)
Biological process (GO): innate immune response; central nervous system formation; regulation of Toll signaling pathway
Cellular component (GO): extracellular region
Molecular function (GO): growth factor activity; Toll binding
Source: RefSeq, a predicted model, not a curated record